UGAAUCUGAAUAUGAACAUAUGUAAUCACACUCAUUUUAAGAACGCCCCCUUCAUGUUCUACUUUUGGGGUUGGCAUGGGUGGGAACUAUCCAGAUCUUUUGUACUCUUUGAUUGUGCUUCAAGAUUCAUCUGUCAUUGGUUCCAUUAGAGGCAAGUCUAAGGCGGGAACAUUUACAGUGGCUUUAUUUGCAUAUAAAUACGGACAUUAUUAUUCACCGUGUUUUUGUUUUGUUUUUAUAUAGUUAAUAUAAUUGUUUAUCCGUCCUGAUCGUGACUUCAAAUAUAUUAAACUUGAUUACAAUUGGGCCCGUGGAACCUUUUGUCGUUACAUGUUUCUCACCGAGUUGUUUAGCGCGCGGACACAUUCCUUGUUCAACGGUAGCCGAAAUGUGAUUUUAUUUACACUUUUAAUCAACAUCUAACCGUUGUAACGUGGAUAUAAACCGAUACGGUUUUUAUUUUGACAUGCUGUUUACUUACCGUAGCUACUGCGAGGACAUAUUUAAUAAUGUUAGCUAACGUUAGGCUGCAGCCAAAGGAAGGAUUGCUUAUAACAAUGCUAACGACUUUAUUGUACACAACCUUAAUGUUAACGUACAUUAGCACGUUAACUAAACUGCAGUGAUAUCUUCCGUGUAUCUCCAUCCCACAACUCACCACGUCCUGUGAUCCAAAACAACAUACCGGAUGCCUAAUACCAGUGCAAAGCCGAAGCAUGGCAGGAGGCCCCGAAGGCGACGCAGAGAGGACCCAGCCAGGAACGAGCUGGUCUCUAGUUCUCUAGAAAGUGCCCAGCAGUGCCUGUUCAACCAAGAUUAUGGAACUGCGUUUGUGCACUACCUUCUGGUCCUCAACCUUGCACCUAUGUUUAAGGACUUUGCAAGGGAGUCCUUCAGGUUCACUCUCUUCAAAUGGACCGAAGAGCUGGACUCUGUGGGCCGCAUUCAAGACCUCUUUGACUGUUAUGAACAGGCGCUGGAACUGUUUCCUGCUGAUGAGGUUAUCCUGAACAGCAUGGGUGAACACCUUUUCAGAAUGGGCUUCAGAGACGAAGCCGCGGGUCAUUUCCAUAAAGCCUUGAAGCUGAGACCGGACUAUCCAGAAGCCAGGGAGAACUUCUACCGCGUGGCCAACUGGCUGGUGGAGCGCUGGCAUUUCUUAAUGCUCAACGACCACGGGAGGAACCGGAAGUACCAGCAAGCCAUUCAGAAGGCUGUGCAGAGCGGCUGCAACACGGUACUUGACAUAGGUACUGGCACUGGCAUCCUUGGUAUGUGCGCGAAGAAGGCGGGGGCUGCCGAGGUGUACGCCUGCGAGCUGUCGAAGACGAUGUAUGAAUUGGCCUGCGAGGUGUUGACCGCUAACGGGAUGGACGGUAGCAUCAAGAUCGUCCAUAUGAAGUCUCUGGAGAUGGAAGUGCCGAAGGACAUCCCACACAGGGUUUCCUUGGUGGUGACGGAGACGGUAGAUGCAGGAUUGUUUGGAGAGGGCAUCAUAGAGAGUCUCAUUCAUGCCUGGCACCACCUCCUGCUGCCUCCACAGAAAGGUGAGAAUGAAUUCCAGGAGCAGUCUGCGACAGGAAGGGUCAUCCCCGCGGGAGCCACCGUGUUCGGUAUGGCUCUCGAGAGCCUCGAGAUCCGCAGGCAUCACAGGCUUCGUGUGUCCGAGGUGGGCAGUCUGUCCAUCGCUGCAGCCGGAGAGCUCCGCAGUCCAGUGAGCUGCAGCCCUGAGCCGGACGACUCCAUGGAGCCUUACACCACAGAGAGACUGAGCAGACUGCCCGGGGGAUAUAAAGCUCUCACGGAGCCGUUCACAGCCCUCAACAUAGAUUUCAACAACGUGCAGGAGCUGGAGGGGCUGAGCUCCAGGGAGGUUCAGCAGAUCCGCCUCCCUGUCACUCAGGAGGGGGAGCUGGACGCUCUGGCUGUGUGGUUCCAGCUCCACCUGGACGAGGAGAGCAGUCUGUCCACUGGACCCGAGGAGGACACCUGCUGGGAGCAAGCCAUCUACCCUGUCCAGAGCACCAAGGGUUUUGUCCUGAAACCUAAAGACGAGCUGAUUGUUGAAGUCUCCUGCAGAGACGCCUUCCUGAGGCUCUGCAGUGUCGCCGUGCUGAGAGAUGGCCAUGAAAUCCGUCUAGACAAGCGGCUGGAUACGCACGACACUGGAGACUCCGUUUCAAAUCAAACCCCAGAGGCAGAACUGUGCAGUGCACUGGCGUGUCUUCAGACUGACCACAAUCAAACUAAAGACUUCUGCAUGCUGGAAUGUGCAGAAAUGGCGCUCCUGAACAAUCAGGAUUACCACCAAAGUUUCUCCAGCGCACUCGCCAAACUCAUCUCCCAGCUGAAGGUUAAAUGCCCAAACAAAGAGUCUGACACCGCAGACCUGCUCUAUGUGCUCGACGUGUCGGAGGGCUUCUCUCUGCUCUCACUCAUCGCUGCCAGCCAUGGUCACGUGAAAGCGUACAGCUCUGUGGAGAAGAACAAGCAACAGGAAGUCUUAAGGAGACUGGCUCGCUCCAACAAUGUCCCAGAAAAGCAUCUGGAGUUCUGGCUCAACAACAUGGAGGACGAGCAGGGGAUGCUGAAAAGGCCGUCCAGGGAGAAGCUGUGGAGUGCCAUCAUGCUGGACUGUGUAGAGACUUGUGGUCUCAUCAGGCAGAAGUUGAUGGAGAAAGCGUCACUGGCCAGGUGUUUGCUGGAAGACGGAGGAAGCAUUUUCCCAGUAAAGAUUGUGGUGCACGGUAUGUUGGUGGAGUCGGACACGUUGCUGCUGGAAAGUGCCGUCCAGGGUCAGGAGCCGACGCUGGGAUUCAAUAUUGCUCCGUUCAUCAACCAGUUCACUGUACCGGUACAUGUGUUUUUGGACUUUUCCACACUGGAGUGCAGGCAUCUCAGUGAGUUUGUGGAGCUCUUUGUUCUCGACUUAAUGGAUUCCACCGCCAACUACACAAACAGAGAAGUGAAGGUCCAGGCUACGUCUGCAGGUAGAAUAACUGCAAUUCCCUUCUGGUACCACAUCUACCUGGACCAGGAGAUCAGCGUCAGCACCCUCAGCCAGAACUCUCACUGGAAGCAGGCGGCCGUUGUGCUGCAGCAGCCCCUGGAGGUACGAGCCGGAGACUGGGUCCGCCUCGCUGUGAAGCUUCACAAGAGUGCCAUCUCCAUAUCAGCCCACAUAGAGAAUACCCCCGGACCAAUGGAACAAUAAACUCUUACAACGUAGUUUUGCAAUUAGUUUCAUUUCUAUAUAUUUUAUGCCUCGAUCAAACAGAGGCUAUUGGCACAUGGGGGGGGGAGGGGGGGAUGCAUUGAACACGAUGCAUUCAUUUUCUGGUAUCGUUUUAAAGAUUUACUUUCUUUAGCGUCAUUUUUCAUAAAUGUAAUAAUCGCUCUUCAAAGUUUUCCCACACUCGUGGGAUCUGUGUUGAGAUUCAGUAGAAGCCUGCAUGAGCCACACACCUUUGGGAAGCCCGGUCAUUUUGUAACAAUGUCAACUUUUAAAGUCAUUUUUAUUUGUAAAUCGUGCUAUAAGAUCAUAGGACAUUUAUAGUUUGUACUUAUGAAUAUAAUAUUUGUAAGUAUAUAAAUAUUAUAGUUGUCCCUUGAUUAUGCAGUUGUUUUUGUAAAUAUGUUUGUCUGCAUCAAUAAAAAAAAA
This is a messenger RNA of Cottoperca gobio, 3661 nucleotides long. RefSeq names its product protein arginine methyltransferase 9 (gene prmt9). Gene Ontology annotation, molecular function: histone methyltransferase activity; protein binding; protein-arginine N-methyltransferase activity. The record is from RefSeq and is a predicted model, not a curated record. The transcript has 13 exons. The coding region runs from base 689 to 3214 and encodes 841 amino acids. Gene Ontology annotation, biological process: chromatin remodeling; peptidyl-arginine methylation, to asymmetrical-dimethyl arginine. NCBI's taxonomy places the organism in Eukaryota, Metazoa, Chordata, Actinopteri, Perciformes, Bovichtidae. Gene Ontology annotation, cellular component: nucleus.